AUGGCGAGAAAUCUCAGCACUCUGCCGACCUACCUCACCCGCCUCUUCAGUCUGGCGGGCAGAACAGCAGUUGUCACUGGUGGUAGCUCAGGAAUCGGAAAAGAAAUUGCCCUCGCCUUAGGUCAAGCCGGCGCAAAAAUCAUACUCAUUGCACGGAGAUCACAACCUCUAGCAGCGACAGUCGAUCAGCUCACACAACUUGGUGUCCCCGCGACGUCCAUCACGGCAGACCUCGCCAACCUAGCAGACCUCAACCACGCCAGCGCUCGCAUCAAGUCCGCGCACGGCAUACCAGACAUCCUCGUCAACGCAGCAGGCGUCAACAACCGCCCGCCAUUGUCACGAAUAACACAAGGAGACUGGGACUACACCAUCGCCGCGAACCUAACUGCCCCUUUUGCCUUAGGCCAAGCAUUCGGCCCGGGAAUGGCAGAGCGCGGAAGCGGACGCAUUAUCAAUCUUGCCAGCCAGCAGUCAUUCCGCGCAUUUGGUAACAGCGGUGCUUAUGGUGUAGCAAAAGGCGGUUUGGUGUCGCUUACGCGCUCUCAAGCCGAGGCCUGGUCACCGAGCGGGGUUCUGUGCAACGCCAUUGCGCCGGGACUCGUGGACACUCCGAUGACGGAAGAGGUUUUUUCGGAUACGGAGAAGGCGGAGACACAUGCGGCGCGGACAAUGACUGGACGUAAUGGCAAGGCCGAGGACUUUGCCGGAGUUGCCGUAUGGUUGGCGAGUGAUGCAAGUGCUACUGUCACAGGGCAAACCAUUUGCGUUGAUGGGGGGUACUCGGCUCAUUGA
Messenger RNA from Colletotrichum abscissum, 795 nucleotides. RefSeq names its product short chain dehydrogenase. NCBI's taxonomy places the organism in Eukaryota, Fungi, Ascomycota, Sordariomycetes, Glomerellales, Glomerellaceae. Bases 1 to 795 code for a protein of 264 amino acids. The record is from RefSeq and is a predicted model, not a curated record. Gene Ontology annotation, molecular function: oxidoreductase activity. The transcript has a single exon.